Pseudomyrmex gracilis is the source of this 1801-nucleotide messenger RNA. RefSeq names its product glutamic acid-rich protein-like. Gene Ontology annotation, molecular function: RNA binding. NCBI's taxonomy places the organism in Eukaryota, Metazoa, Arthropoda, Insecta, Hymenoptera, Formicidae. The transcript has 4 exons. The record is from RefSeq and is a predicted model, not a curated record. Bases 170 to 1630 code for a protein of 486 amino acids.
GCAUCCCUGCUUCCAGGCAUCCAUUUCCCUCACCUCAGUGUAGUUCAUUUCCGUCUUUACAAUCUUGGAGAUUAGACGGUUAUUUCUUACCCACGUUGCUGAGAAACAUAACCUGAGGAUUUGCGUGUCGCACACGUGCUACUAUAUUUCUCUUGUAACAUACCUUGAAAUGUCUGCUUUUGCUAAAAUGAAUAAAGUAGAGAACAAAAAAGGCAAGAAACGACCGUUCGGUGAGACUCAAUCUGCAAGACUAGGGCAGAAGCAACAAAAUGUUUCUGGAUUCAAGAAAGAUUUCAAAAAGCCAAAACUUGCUAUUUCUACGCAAAAUGGAGAUUUUAAAGUAGAAAAUAAAGCAAAACCUUUCAAGAUAGCAGACAAACAAAAACAGCAUAAAAAUACGAAGCAAAAUGACAAUAGAAUGCCACCACACUUAAAAGAAAAAGUAAUUACUGCUCAACCUAAAGAAAUAUCUCUUAAAACAAAGGAAAAGAAGAUAGAUAACUUCAAGAAAACUACAUUACCUAAAGAAAAACAGCAGCAGCAGCAACAACAACAAUCUCUUAGCCAGAACAAAUCGCCUAAAAAAGAAUAUACUAUAGAGCAUUUAGAACAAAGAAUAAGAGAAAUUGAGGGAAGAGAAAAUUUAUCAAAAACUGCUAAGAAAAAAUUGUCUUUCUAUAAGAAGUUAUUGGUUAAGAAAACAGAAGGAAAGGAAUCAGAGAAAUCUGUAUCAGAAAAAAAGAAUAUUCAAACCAAUAAACAAACAAGUAAAAAUGUGCAGUUAAAUAAACAAAAAGUUAAUAAGAAUAAAGCAAAACCUUUUAUAGAAACUAAGCACAAAGCUGAAGAAGAAAAAGAAGAAGAAGAAGAAGAAGAAGAAGAUGAUGAUGAUGAUGAUGAUGAUGAUGAUGAUGAUGAUGAUGAUGAUGAUGUUGAUGUUGAUAAUUAUUAUAAUGAUUCAGAUAAUGAUGCAGGACUGAGUGAUUUGGUAGAAGAGGAAGAAGAAGGGGAAGACGAAGACGAAGACGAAGACGAAGAAGGAGAGGAUUCAGAAGAAGAUGAAGAAUUUGGAGAAGUAGAUGAAGAAGAGGAAGGUGAAGAAUCUGAAGAUGAACUUACAAUGAGCUUGCUUGAUGAUAGUGAAGAUGAAAGUGAUGAUGAAAUAAGUGACGAAGAGAACGAUGAAGAAGACGAAGUCUUCGAAGAUACAGAUGAUGAAAGCAAAGAGAUAAAGGCAGUCAUGCAAUCUCCUAAAAAGAAAGAAGAUUCUCUUAAAAAGAAUCAGUAUUCUCUUUUUGUGAAGAAUUUGCCAAAUGAUGCAAUGGAAAAUGAUAUUAAGCAGCAUUUUUUGAAAACAGUCUCGAAAAUAAUCUCUGUCACUAAGAAUAAAAAUUUUGCGAUUAUAGAGCUGGCAAAUAAAACAGAAUAUGAGAAAGGAUUAUCGUUGAAUCAGACGAAGUUCAAAGGGAAAAUGAUAAGUGUACAACAAUAUGUUCCCAGAAAACCAAUUCCUACAAAAAGGACUGAUGAUCCUAAAAGUGGGAAACAACCGAAGGAUAAUAAAACACCCCGGGUAGAAUUGAAGCAAACCAAGAAAUCACAACAGAAAAAAGGAAAAAAUAACAAUUAAUAAAACUGAUAAAAUAAUUAAGUACUAAAAGAACUUAUAUUGUGCAAGAAUUAUGAACAUUUACUUCUAAAAAUAGUAAUUUUAAAACUUAAUUGUACUUUGAUUUUCUACUUUUACGUAUAUGGUAUUUUAAACUCUAAUAGACUAUAAAUAAAUAUACAAAAUACAUAA